UGUUAUUGCUAUCUGUCAUUUGCACCGAACUUGGGGAUUAUUAUUGCUGUGCCGUGCAAAGUGCAUGUAAAUGCAAUAUCGGAUCUGUGCAAGGUUUUUGCCCUUUCGCUGGGUGUUUGCGCGCGACCUGUUGUUCGUUUCCACCAUCGCCGCCGUCACAAUUCGCCCGGCCUUAGCCACAAGCAGUUCGUGCUUUGCCAGCCAGGAAAGGUGCUUCUCUUCCAGUGCCCCACCGUCCAGUUCCAGUUCCAGUAGUUCCAUUUCCAUGAUGAGCGACCAAACGGGUGAAUCCUACCAAGCUGGCAGCAGUUCGGUGGCCUUUGUGACCACUCCGGAUCGGGAAACGGCUAGGAAACUGGCACGCAGCAUCAUCGAACGGAAACUGGCCGCCUGUGUCAACAUUGUUCCCCAGAUCGAGUCAAUCUACCUGUGGGAGGGCAAGGUCAACGAGGACAACGAGUUCCUGCUGAUGAUGAAGACGCGCACCAGUCGCAUCGACGAGCUGAGCAAGUUCGUCCGCGAGAAUCAUCCAUAUAGCGUCGCCGAGGUCAUCUCGCUGCCCAUACAGAAUGGCAAUCCACCGUAUCUCGACUGGAUCGCGCAGACGGUGCCGGAAAAGGCGGAUAAAAACCAGGACUAGACCGAAUUUAUAAUGUAUUUAAUGCAAUUAAAUGUUCACUGCAAA
Drosophila elegans is the source of this 685-nucleotide messenger RNA. RefSeq names its product protein CutA homolog. The transcript has a single exon. Gene Ontology annotation, molecular function: copper ion binding. The record is from RefSeq and is a predicted model, not a curated record. Gene Ontology annotation, biological process: response to metal ion. Bases 71 to 640 code for a protein of 189 amino acids. Lineage: Eukaryota; Metazoa; Arthropoda; Insecta; Diptera; Drosophilidae.